Molecule: messenger RNA, 774 nt
Organism: Penicillium canariense
Lineage: Eukaryota; Fungi; Ascomycota; Eurotiomycetes; Eurotiales; Aspergillaceae
Product: HNH endonuclease
Exons: 2
Coding region: 1-774 (257 amino acids)
Source: RefSeq, a predicted model, not a curated record
AUGACCUCCAAUGACAACUAUAGCGUCUUCCGAGAAUGUCUCUCAAGCGCGAUCGUCGCCCGCUCCGAAAAGCCGAAGACCGGCCAGCGACGACCCAGGGCCAGGCGCAAUGGCCGCAAAGGAGUGACCACUGCCAGCACCGAUACGGCGCUGCCUGAACGAGUGGAUCCAGAGGAAUUGGCCGAGUUUGUUGAUUUCAUCGCAACAGAAGUCUUCACCUCCUUUCCAGAGGCCCUCCAAGCCCUCACAUACGCUGCAAUUCAGCACGAUCCACAUCUCGCAUCCAUCUACGUCCCGGCAGACGCAGACACGCCAUUAGACCGCACCGUCCUCGAUACCCUCUGCUCGACGGUUCCUGUAACAGUAACCGAUUCCCUCUCUGUCUAUGGGCUCAUUCCGGAUGCGGAUGAUCUGCCGGAGUUCCUAUCCCCUGUACUCAGCGAGUAUACGGCGAGCGUGACCAGCGCGCCACCGGUCUGGAGCACCACGCGCGCGGACGCGUGCGAGAUCUGCGAGCGCGACUGGAUCCCGCUGUCGUACCACCAUUUGAUUCCGCGCGGUGUGCAUGCGAAGGUGUUGAAGAAAGGAUGGCAUGAUGAAUGGAUCUUGAACAGUGUUGCGUGGUUGUGCCGCGCUUGUCAUAGCUUUGUGCAUCGCAUGGCAAGUAAUGAGGAGCUGGCGAGGGACUACUAUACUGUGGAUAUGAUCAUGGAGAGGGAGGAUGUGCAGGAUUGGGCACGGUGGGUUGGGAGGGUGAGGUGGAAGGCGAAGUAG